CCAAUGGCAAAUCCAUCUCCAGCGAAGAGCAUCGGAGACCCAGGAAUCACCCCCCUGUCCCCGACACACAUACAGAAUGAGUCGGACCACGUCCCAGACAGACCCUCCUUCAUUGUGGUUGUGGCUAUCGAUUUUGGAACAACUUCGAGUGGAUACGCCUACGCCUUCACCAAAGAACCAGAGUGCAUCCACACUAUGAGGCGCUGGGAGGGGGGAGACCCGGGUGUAUCGAACCAGAAGACCCCUACCACCAUCCUCCUGACUCCUGACAGGAAGUUCCACAGUUUUGGGUAUGCGGCGCGAGACUUCUACCACGACCUGGAUCCUCAAGAGUCCAAACACUGGCUCUACCUGGAAAAGUUCAAGAUGAAGCUCCACACCACCGCAAACCUUUCGAUUGACACGGAGCUGCAGGCGGCCAAUGGGAAGAGAGUGAAGGCGCUGGAUAUUUUCGCCUACGCUUUGGCUUUCUUCAGAGAACAGGCACUCAAGGAGCUAAGUGACCAGACCGGAGGAGAGUUUGACAACAACGACGUGCGAUGGGUCAUCACGGUCCCCGCUAUCUGGAAAAUGCCAGCAAAGCAAUUUAUGAGAGAAGCAGCCUAUAAGUCCGGUCUUGUCUCUCGUGAUAACCCAGAGCAGUUGAUAAUCGCGCUGGAGCCUGAGGCUGCCUCCAUCUACUGCAGGAAACUGCGUCUGCAUCAGAUGGUGGACCUGAGCGGGCAGAGGAGUACCCAGAAUGGGGUGAGCCCCACGGAGAGCCUGGGCACCACCAUGGCACAAGUGAAGGAGAGCGUACGGAAGAACAGACAGAGUCGGACGUUUCUGGUGGAAAAUGUGAUCGGGGAGCUGUGGUCCGAGCUCCAGGAAGGGGACAGAUAUGUUGUGGUGGACUGUGGAGGAGGUACUGUCGACCUCACAGUUCAUCAGAUCAGGCUCCCUGAAGGUCACCUGAAAGAGCUGUACAAGGCCUCAGGAGGCCCGUAUGGCUCCAUCGGGAUUGACUAUGAGUUUGAGAAGCUCUUAUGUCGGAUAUUUGGUCAGGACUUCAUUGAUCAGUUUAAGCUGAAGCGUCCGGCGGCCUGGGUGGACCUCAUGAUCGCCUUUGAGUCCCGAAAACGAGCUGCCGCCCCAGAACGCACCAAUCCCCUCAAUAUCAACCUUCCCUUCUCCUUCAUCGACUACUACAAGAAGUACAGGGGCCACAGUGUGGAGCACGCUCUGCGCAAAAGCAAUGUGGACUUUGUGAAGUGGUCUUCUCAGGGGAUGCUGAGGAUGAGUCCAGACGCCAUGAACUCUCUGUUCAAACCCACCAUUGACCACAUUAUACAACACCUACAGGAGCUGUUCUCAAAGCCUGAAGUUUCUGAUAUAAAGUUCCUGUUCCUGGUGGGGGGAUUUGCUGAGUCGCCGCUGCUCCAGGCAGCGGUCCAGGACAUGCUUCAGGGGCAGAGCCGUAUCAUCAUCCCGCAUGACGUGGGCCUGACCAUCCUGAAGGGGGCAGUGCUGUUCGGCCUAGACCCCAGUGUCAUUAAGGUGCGGCGUUCACCUUUGACCUAUGGUGUGGGCGUGCUAAACCGCUUCGUGGAGGGAAAGCACCCGCCCGAGAAGCUGCUCGUGAAGGAGGGCACACGUUGGUGCACGGAUGUGUUUGAUACCUUUAUCAGCGCUGACCAGUCGGUGGCGUUAGGUGAGGCCGUCAAACGUAGCUACACACCAGCUAAACCCGCGCAGCAAGUCAUUGUCAUCCACGUCUACUGCUCCGAGAAGGAGGUCGUGAGCUUUAUUAGCGAGCCCGGGGUCAAGAAGUGUGGCACUCUUAAACUGGAUGUGAGCGGCACCGAGAGUACUGCCCCCCGCAGGGAGAUCCAGACACUGCUGCAGUUUGGAGACACAGAGAUCCGAGCCAUGGCCAUAGACGUGAGCACCGGGCGCACCGUGAGAGCCAGCAUCGACUUCCUCAGCCACUAGAGAUAAUACAGUAGAAAUAUGAAAUAAUAAAGUCAAAUAUUACAUAAGAAACACGCCAAAACACACGCCAUAAACAUGUCCAUGUCCAUCAGGCGACACGCGGCGCUUGCUGCCCCGGGGCAGUCUCCUUACAGUGUGGCCUCUGCUCUACCCGUGAGCCGGUAUUUCUGUGAACGAUGUCGUCUCUCAGUCAUAACCAUGACGACACAGUGUACACUAAUGUAAAACUGCUGUAUUCUGCUCUCUCUUAUCGUCUCUGAGAUUAAAACAACCAAAGCCCAUUCCCCUUCUCCAGACUCAAAACGCUGUCACGGCUUACAACUAUCGUUUUUAGCCUCAUUCAAACAGCUCCUCUCCUGAUCAUCGCAGAAUACACAUCUCUCAAUGUUUUUACACAAAUCUCAUCACAUGUGGAGGCGGAACAGGGCAGAACACAGCAGAACACACCAGAACAUACCAGAACACUCAAGAACACGCCUUCAUUACAAACCCUUAACCCCUCUCACCCUCAUUAGUCAUUCAUCCCUCGUUUAUUCACCAUUUUCACUCGUUCAUCUCUCCAUUACUCGUUCAUCUCCCCAUCAUCACUCAUUCAUCUCUCCAUCAUCUCGUUCA
Molecule: messenger RNA, 2586 nt
Organism: Periophthalmus magnuspinnatus
Lineage: Eukaryota; Metazoa; Chordata; Actinopteri; Gobiiformes; Gobiidae
Gene: hspa12a
Product: heat shock protein 12A
Source: RefSeq, a predicted model, not a curated record